This is a messenger RNA of Hemicordylus capensis (graceful crag lizard), 898 nucleotides long. RefSeq names its product diamine acetyltransferase 1-like. The transcript has 5 exons. Bases 205 to 669 code for a protein of 154 amino acids. Gene Ontology annotation, molecular function: N-acetyltransferase activity. The record is from RefSeq and is a predicted model, not a curated record. Lineage: Eukaryota; Metazoa; Chordata; Lepidosauria; Squamata; Cordylidae.
GCGGGGGGGGGGGGGGAGCCGUGAUCCCAGGCUGCUGCCUGCUGAAGCCUAGCUGCCAAGUGCUGGACUUGCACCCAGGAGCCAGAGCAGCAGCAGAGGGGACAGGAAGACCAAGGGGGGCGGUGUGCAGAUCCAACCUUCCUUCAAGGGCCCAGGGAGAGGGGAAGGCAGCCAGGAGGAGCAGGAGCAGCAGCCGCCGCCGCCAUGAGCUUCCUUAUCCGCCAGUGCGCUCCCAAGGACAUGAAGGACCUCAUGCGGUUUGUGAGGGAGAUUGCAGGCUUAUACUGCGUCCCCGUGGACACGAUCCGCAUCAAAGAGGAAGAUUUGAAGGAGGCUGGAUUCGGGAAGCACCCCAGAUACGAGUGCUUUGUGGCUGAGGUUCCUCCCGAGCAAAAAACCAAGGAAGGUCACACUCUCAUCGGGUACAUCCUGUCCGUCUACACCUAUAGCAUUUGGAGAGGGAAGAACCUGUACAUCGACAAUCUGUACGUCAUGCCCGAAUUUAGAGGUUACCUAAGCCAGUGGCCUUCCUCACGCCCUUGGCAGCAAAUGAAGCCUGUACAAAAGGCAUUAUGUAACGCACCAAUAAACACACAGAUUCCAUCAAUUAGCUGGAAAUUGGAUGAAAAGUUUCUUCCUCUUGCCAGUGCAGGAUCUGCCGCUAAUUAAAGUCAUUGGUGAAUUUUAGGAUUAUGAGAAAGGGAGAAAAAUGUGUCUUUCUUCUGUAGAGGUGUGCACUGCUUUGCUUUCGUUUUUAAGCCAUGUUUAUUUUUUGGGCGCCUGUUUGUUUGUUUAAAAUUCUGGCUUUUCAGUGUUUAGUUUUCCUUUCAUUUCAGGACCCACUCAAAGAGUUCCAAUUUGUUUUGAGGGUUUCCAAAUAAAAAACUUAUUGCUUUCA